This is a messenger RNA of Ogataea philodendri, 1344 nucleotides long. RefSeq lists its product as uncharacterized. Lineage: Eukaryota; Fungi; Ascomycota; Pichiomycetes; Pichiales; Pichiaceae. The record is from RefSeq and is a predicted model, not a curated record. Gene Ontology annotation, cellular component: cytoplasm. The transcript has a single exon. The coding region runs from base 1 to 1344 and encodes 447 amino acids. Gene Ontology annotation, molecular function: oxidoreductase activity.
AUGUCAUCAAAGUAUCUACCAGCCUCCAAUCCGGUCAAAUCGUUUUGGCUAACGGCUGAGGUCGAUUUCAAAGAUCUCAGAUCGACAGAAGAGCUCCCAGCUGAAGCUGAUAUUGUCAUAGUGGGAUCAGGAUAUGCCGGAUCCACUAUGGCAUACUACCUGAUGCAAGAACAAUUUAGUGGAUCAAUGGUGAUGUUGGAAGCUAGAGACGUGUGCACAGGAGCAACAGCUCGUAAUGGUGGUCAUCUGAAACCAAGUCUUUAUUAUUCGCACAAGUCCUGGAAACAUCGCUACGGCGAAAAGGGAGCAGCUGAGAUUGUGAACUUCGAGCAUGCUCACCUCAAGGCUGUCAAAGAAAUCAUUGAACAAGAAAAGAUUGACUGUGAUUUUGUUUUGACUCGUUCAUGCGAUGUCCACCUUACAAAAACUGCCGAGCAAGAUUGUAUCGACAAUUACUACGAUAUGAUGAGGAACCCAUACAUCACCUGCAAGCACGACACCCAAAUUCUCUUCGGCGAGGCAGCAAAAAACAUCUCCCACGUCGUUGACUCAAACGUGUGCGUUACGUUUACUGCUGGUCAACUGUGGCCUUACAAACUGAUGACCUCUCUACUAAGAAAAUGUCUGGAAAAGGGUUUAAAUCUUCAGACCAACACUCCUGUGCUGGGAACUGAAAAGCGCGCCGGAAAAUGGCUUGUCAAAACCUCUAGAGGAACGAUUCUGGCAAAGAAGGUUGUUUUUGCCACCAAUGCCUACACUGCUUCCGUGGAGCCAAAAUUUGAGAACAAGAUUGUUCCAAUCAAAGGUAUGUGUAGCCACAUUACCCCGGAGAACCGUCCAGCUCAUUUGAAUAAUACCUACGGAAUCCGGUACGAUGGAGCAGAUCAAGAUUACCUGAUCAACCGCCCUGACGGAUCCGUUAUUGUCGGAGGUGCGAAGAAGCACAUUUUCCCGUUCAAGAAUCUCUUCUACAAUGUGGUCGAUGACAGCACUCUGGUUCCUGGAAGCGAGCGAUACUUUGACGGCUACAUGAAGCGGUUCCAUACCUGGGAUACCACCAAAGCUACAACUGAUUAUGUUUGGAGCGGAAUUUUGGGUUACACUGACGACUCUUUCCCGUAUGUCGGAGAAAUGCCUCAUGAGGAGGGUAAAUUUGUUAUUGCAGGGUUCCACGGACACGGCAUGCCAAGAGUGUUGUUAUCUUCAAAGGCUCUCGCCAAAGCUGUUUUGGGCAAAGAUAAGAAUCUUGCAAUUCCAUCCGCAUUCAAAUUAAGCGAACAAAGAUUGAAGCAAACGAAUAAUCGCAUCUUACAAUCUUUGGGAACACCCGAGGCAAAGCUCUAA